AUGACUAACAGCAGCCAUUGGUUGUCUCCUGUACUGCCCCUCACAAGCUUUGGCAAUGUGUUGAUGUUUAUUUUCAGCAUUUCUCUGGCUACAUCUAUCAUUGUCCUCAACGUGUCUGUGUCCCUCUCCAUCCUGCUGAACAAGGCUCUGCGCAGCGAGAACCGCUUCAUGUAUAUGCUGAGCACCUGCCUCAGUGACAUCUGCUCCGGUGUGUCCUAUUAUUAUGCCGGUGUUCUUGACGUGAGAGAUAGCUUCGACUCACCUACAAGAACUUUUUACAUUGUACCCACAUUCCUUGGGCUGUCUUACAUGGCAAUCCUGGCCGCACAGGCCGACAGGUACCACGCGGUUGUAUCACCUUUUAAAUACUCCCAGCUCAUGACCCGAAACCGGACCCUGCUGGUCAUCUUCGUCUACUGGGUCUACGCUUUCCUCAUCGUGGCUGUGUACAACUUGGUCACAGUCGGGAUGGCCAAGAGGGUCACGAGCAUGGGUACGUUUGUAGGAAACAUAUUCACGGUGAUUAUAAUGAUAGGGCUGAAUGUUAGGCUGUUCAUUAUAGCUAGGUUCCAGCUAGGGAGGGAGCCGCCCUCUGAGGAGAGGGACAGCAAGCGCUCCUCCGUUUAUCUCAUACUGGUGGUGGCAGUGUUUUUCUUAGGGACGUGGCUUCCUAUAUUCAGUCAUAUUAUUGUCUGCAAUUUCUUUGGUUCCACCUGUUAUAGCUUCAGAAAUGAAGGCACUGACCCUCUGCGCAUUUUGCCCCGAGUUAACGCUGUUCUGACCCCCAUCCUGUACAUCAGAGGCUGCUCUGCGAUCAGAGCCACGCUUCUCACCAGAGUGUGGAGACACUGCUGCAGGAAGAAGAAGAGGGUGAUGUUGGACGAGUCUGAAUGUGCACGCAAAAGUUGCAGUACAUGA
This is a messenger RNA of Notothenia coriiceps (black rockcod), 918 nucleotides long. RefSeq names its product melanocyte-stimulating hormone receptor-like. Gene Ontology annotation, cellular component: membrane. The record is from RefSeq and is a predicted model, not a curated record. Bases 1 to 918 code for a protein of 305 amino acids. The transcript has a single exon. NCBI's taxonomy places the organism in Eukaryota, Metazoa, Chordata, Actinopteri, Perciformes, Nototheniidae. Gene Ontology annotation, molecular function: G protein-coupled receptor activity. Gene Ontology annotation, biological process: G protein-coupled receptor signaling pathway.